Eimeria maxima is the source of this 1035-nucleotide messenger RNA. RefSeq names its product DJ-1/PfpI family domian-containing protein, putative. Gene Ontology annotation, molecular function: FMN adenylyltransferase activity. Gene Ontology annotation, biological process: FAD biosynthetic process. The record is from RefSeq and is a predicted model, not a curated record. NCBI's taxonomy places the organism in Eukaryota, Apicomplexa, Conoidasida, Eucoccidiorida, Eimeriidae. Bases 1 to 1035 code for a protein of 344 amino acids. The transcript has 4 exons.
AUGGAGACAGCCCUUACUGCAGCAGCAGCAGCAGCUGCUGCUGCUGUUGCUGCUGCUGCAGUAACAACACCUUCAUUGGUCACUCCUGCUGCUAAUGAUACUGCUGCUGGGUGUGAUGCUGAUGGUGCAGCAGCAGCAGCAACAGCAGCAGCAGCAGCUACUGCUGCUGCUCCAUUGACUUCAGUAGUGAAUGGCAAUAGUUCUGCUGCUGAAAGCAGCAGCAGCAGCAGCAGCAACAGCAGCAGCAAAAGCAGCAACAAUGAUGGCUACUGGUCAGAGGAGACGUUUGCUUCUGCUGCUGCUCUUCUAGAGGCCAUUGAAAGGCUUCCUACUAGCAGCAGCAACAGCAGCAGCAGCAGCAGCAACAGCAACAGCAACAGCAGCAGCAACAGCAGCAGCAUUAAACGUCCAGUAGAUAACUCUUGUCCCUCUCCUACGACCACCUGCAGCAGCAGGAGCUGCAGUGAUAGCAGCAGCAGCAGUUACUGUAGCGCAGACGAGCAACAACAGCAGCUGCUGCUGCUACAACAACAGCAGCAGCACGACCCAGAGCAGCAGCAGGAGGAGGAGGAGGAGCAGCAACAGCAGCAGCAAUAUGUUGUUGAUCCUUAUGUUUGUGCUCGUCUUAUUCAUGAUGCAUUAAAUUUAUUAGUUAAUGUCCUUAGGGUAUAUUAUUGUGACUGGGCAUCAGGCAUUCGUCGUUUUCUCUCUGAGCAACCACAAGGGCCAAUUGCCUUCGUUCUUGGUACCCGUAAUACUGAUCCUUGUGCACAAGGAGAGGAACUAUAUCCUAUCCAAUUAUCUAGUAAUUGGCUCCCUCCUUUCUUACGUAUACAACCUUUGCUGCAGUUUGCUUAUGGGCAUAUAUGGUGGUUGCUGCUGCAGCAGCAACUUCCUUAUUGCUCCCUUUAUGAUCAAGGAUAUACAAGUAUAGGAAAGAGAGAGAGGGGAGAAAAAAGCAUGCAGCAGCAGCAGCAGCAGCAGCAGCAGCAGAAGGAGGAGGAGGAGGAGGAGGAGAAGAAGAGGAAGGAGUAG